GGACCGAGAAUCACCCCGGCUCUGGUGCUACUCGGCAUCCACCUGGUCAAGAAGUCCGCCGGGGAGUACUGAAGCUCGGAUGGAGAUGACAUGUUGACCAAGGUACCGUAUGUAUGCUAAAAACCGGCGUGAAAGAUGGACCAAAUAAAGGCAAGAGCUUCUACAUUUGCGUUGACAAGCAGGGCUGUGCUUUCACUCAACAGGCCAAUGUCCCGCCUUCCCAUUGUCUGCAUCAUGAAGAUUCAGUGGUGGAGCUCCAGGCUCUCAGUUACAGUCAACAACAGCAGGGCCACCGGCUUUACUACAGAUGUGCUGUUGGAAAAAGAACAGGACAGAGAUGGUGUGGAAAUGUUCCCUGGACUGCUCCAGAAAAAGAAAGGAGGACCCCUCUAACUGACUCCCAGCUGCAGUCCUCCUGUCUUCCACGUGUCAGAAAUCCAUUUAAGGUUCCCAACAAGACGGACAAAGCCUCAGAGUGGAGAAACAUGCAGAGUGGUGGGCGUGAAGAGAAGGAAGCUGAUUCUGAUUCUGAUUCUGAAGAGAAGAAAAUAGGCAAAGCAAGUUAUAAUGUGAAACAGAGACACAGUUCCCAGAAGGAAAAUGUGGAGGCUGUAGGUGCAGGUGUGGAAGCAGAAGAGGAAAGAAAGUUAAGUGCAUCUGAAACAUAUCGAGGUAAACUGCUCCCACCAGGUAUGAAGUUAAAGAAGAGGAUUUCAAGGGAGGAAAGUAGCAACUCCAAAGCUGAGAGUGACGAUGAAACAGCAGUUAGGGUACAAGACGAGGCUGAGGGAAAUUCUGCUGAGGAAGAAGCAGAAAAAACGAUUUCUACACUUGACACUGUUGUCGAUGUUAACCAUUUUGAGAAAAUCGGCCAAAUGUGCCCUGAUCUUAAAAAAAACAUACAACCGAAAGCAACCGAUAGUCAAACCCGGUCCAUGAGUGAACCUGAACCUGUAGCAGAGACGACCACUGUCAAAUCUGAGCCCAGCAGAGGAACAGAUUGUGCAGUUUCAGCAGAUGUUUGUUCAGAUGAAACGGAAACCCACCAAGAUGAGAAGGAUGACGAUGUAGUGUUGGUUUCAGUGAAACCGGGAACUCAGAAAACUCCUCCGGCUUCUGCUGUCCAAAAGACAAUCACCAGCUUCCCUGGGUUUCAGUCGGCUGCCAAGGUGGGGGAUCCAAAAGGGAUGCACAGCAUGCUCAGUGCGCAGCUCCAACAAAAGAAGGCCACUCUGUGUUUGGUGAACGUAGCGGCUCUGCCAGAUAAAGGAGAGAGGCUGAGGAUUCAGGUUAAAGAGCUGGAGGAUGCUCUGGAGUCUCUUAGCCUUGCUGCUGCUUCUCAGCCUGAGUGUGUGGAUGAAUCUAAGAGCAAUGAUUCUGCUGCUGGUAGGACCGCUGGCAAUUCAUUUAGCCGGCAGGGUGGUACCGUCCUCCUCCCUUCCCCCCCAGUACCAGGCCCAGUCCAACACCAAGCCUGUAGCAGCUCUCUGGGGAUUCAGGGAAACACCCAAAGGUUUGGAGCAGAUCUUCAGAUGGACCCUUAUUAUGGUGGCAGGAUGACAAAUGACCGUCUGCUGGCGGUGAAAAACGCUACCUGUGAAGCCAUCGACCAUCUUCACAAAUCCCUGGAGUCCUGUCCACACCCUGAGGAGGAGACUUCAGACCCCAGGGGCAUCAAGGUGCCGCUCUUGGCCCAUCAGAGGAGAGCCUUGGCCUGGCUGCUCUGGAGGGAAACUCAGAAUCCAUGUGGAGGAAUUCUGGCGGAUGACAUGGGUUUGGGGAAAACUCUGACCAUGAUCUGUCUCAUGCUGACAAAGAAGAUGGAAGCCAAAAAAGAAGGUGAAAAGAAGGAAGAGAAGAAGUUGGACCUUUGGUUGUCUAAAACCGAUUCCAGCAUUGUUGUCUCUAAAGGCUCUCUGGUCAUCUGUCCUGCCUCCCUGAUUCACCACUGGAAGAAGGAGAUUGAAAGACAUGUCAAGACGGGGAAGAUGUCUGUGUAUCUGUACCACGGGGCCAGCCGCGAGAAAAGUGCCAAAGCAUUGGCAGAUUACGAUGUGGUAGUGACCACAUACAAUUUGGUCUCUAAGGAGAUUCCAGUCCAAAAGGAGGAUGCUGAUGACCCCAGCAAAGAUCCAGAUCAUAUGUCAUCACGUUCAGCACCUCUACUGCGAGUGUCCUGGGCCCGUGUGAUCCUGGAUGAAGCCCACAACAUUAAAAAUCCCAAAGUGCAGACCUCUAUGGCUGUCUGUCAGCUUAGAGCCCGCGCCCGCUGGGCUGUCACCGGGACCCCCAUCCAGAACAACCUGCUGGACAUGUACUCACUGCUAAAGUUCCUGCGUUGUUCUCCAUUCGAUGAGUACAAGCUCUGGAAAGCUCAGGUGGACAACGGCUCCACCAGGGGCAGAGAGAGACUCAACAUCCUGACGAGGACUCUGCUGCUGCGACGAACCAAAGAUCAGCUCGACUCGAUGGGAAAACCACUGGUGUCUCUGCCUAACCGGACAUGUGAAGUACAUCAGCUCAAACUCUCUGCGGAUGAGCAGGCUGUAUAUGAUGUGGUGUUUGCUCAGUCCAGGUCUACUCUCCAGAACUAUCUGAAGAGACACGAAGGGAAGGAUUUGGACAAGGGAAACACUUCCUGUCUCAAUCCGUUUGAAAAAGUGGCCCAAGAGUUCAAUGUGUCCCGGGCUGAUCCUGCUGGGUCGAGCCCUCGGCAGGCAUCUAGCGCUGUUCACAUCCUCUCACUGCUGCUGCGUCUCAGACAGUGCUGCUGCCACCUCUCACUUCUUAAAAAGACAUUGGACUCAUCGGAGCUACAGGGUGACGGGAUAGUCCUAUCACUGGAGGAGCAGCUGAACGCUCUGUCGCUCUCCUCGACCCCCUCCCCAUCGGGUGGUGACCCCAAAGACACAGUGGCCCUUAAUGGCACCCGGUUCCCAUCACAGCUGUUUGAGGUGACCAGUAAAGGCACCAAGAUUUCUGCCAUCACAUCUGAGCUCAUGACAAUAAGAAACAAGGGUGACGAUCAGAAAAGUGUGAUCGUGUCACAGUGGACCAGCAUGCUCAGCAUCAUAGCACUUCAUCUGCGGCAGAUGGGCUUGACUUACGGAGUCAUCGACGGCACCGUGAACCCCAAACGGCGCAUGGACGUGGUGGAAGACUUUAACACAAACCCUAAAGGACCCCAGGUUAUGCUGGUUUCUCUAUGUGCUGGUGGGGUUGGACUCAAUCUUACUGGAGGGAAUCAUCUCUUCCUCAUUGACAUGCACUGGAACCCAGCCUUGGAGGAUCAGGCCUGUGACAGGAUCUAUAGAGUCGGACAACGUAAAGAUGUCACCAUUCACAGGUUUGUGUGUGAAGGAACAGUAGAGGAGAAGAUUGCCACACUGCAGACAAAGAAGAAGGAGCUGGCCCAGAAUGUGCUCUCAGGAACAGGAAGCACAGUCUCCAAACUCUCCCUGGCUGAUCUAAAAAUCAUUUUUGGGGUUUAAAAAAAUGAAAGUCCGGAGGUCAUCCUCUAAUAAAUGUUUACAUAUUUGUUUGCUUGUUAUAUUUGUGAGUAUCAUUGUAAACCUCUGAAAAGUCUGGAAAUAACCAAAUAAAGAUAAGGUAUUAAAAUACUUUAAUGAAAGCCUAUCAUUGUUUGUUCCUCCACUGCAAAACUAGUGACUUAAUAACUGUAAGGCUGCUUCACUAUGUUCCCUACAGCUAAUGCUUCACAGCUGUUGAUUUACAUUUUUAACCAUUACAUGCAGAUGCUGAUAAAAAAUGGCUAAACUUAUAGAUGGAAAUACCUUUUACAGUAAUGCUGUAAUACCUGUGGCAGUGUAGAUAUGUCACUCUGAAAUGUUCUAUUAAUGUACUAAAAAUAAAGGUUAUUUUGUAUAUUUUUCA
Molecule: messenger RNA, 3894 nt
Organism: Girardinichthys multiradiatus
Lineage: Eukaryota; Metazoa; Chordata; Actinopteri; Cyprinodontiformes; Goodeidae
Gene: ttf2
Product: transcription termination factor, RNA polymerase II
Exons: 23
Coding region: 114-3491 (1125 amino acids)
Molecular function (GO): ATP binding; zinc ion binding; ATP-dependent chromatin remodeler activity
Source: RefSeq, a predicted model, not a curated record